AUGGUCGCAGGCCGGUUUGACGCGGUUAACAAGAGUUUCCGACGAAAGUACACAAUGGUCUCAAAAGGAAAUACUCUAAAAAUUGUAGGGGUUCUUACAAUCCUCGCAAUCGUCUUGUUAUCCAGGCCAUCAUUCAAGUAUUAUGUAUCCAUAUCGGUAAACAAAGAACAUCUGCUACCUACUCCAAAAGAGGUAUAUCACGCUAGUGCAACCAAGCAAUUUAAGGCAAAGCGCUUACCCACCUCACCGAUACCUCCAGUAAAGAAAAAAGUAAAGUUAGUACCAAAAUAUUCGAGCACGAUAAAACCAAAGACAAUCUCAAAGCAAAAUCAAAAUACAACGAAUCUGAAGUAUUUAGUUUACCUAUGUGAUAAAAAUAGACGCUGUGGCGGAUGGGGAGAUCGUCAAAGAGGUAUUGUGACAGCCUAUGUAUGGGCGUGUAUUUUAAAUAGAACGUUCAAAGUUGUUAUGACGUCAGCUUGCGACUUAACUCAAUUUUAUCAACCAAAUAAAAUCAAUUGGAUUCUAGACGAAAAUGAAAUUAGAAAUAAAACUUCCAAAGUCUUAGAUGUAGUGAAUCGAGUGGAUGUUUUAAUAGACAAAGAUUUUAAGCCACAUCAACACAUAGAUGUUCUUUACGUAAAAACCAACAGUCCAAUGUUUACGUAUUAUCUGAAUCAUAAUCGAAAUGCCAUGCCGGAUUAUUUAAAGGGCUUUGGUAGUUGGCGUGAUAAAGUGAAGAUAUUCAAAGCAGUGUGGUCUCGUCUCAUGAUACCAACUGACAGAAUAACAAAUCAGCUUUUAAAUGCUACAAAACCCAUGUUUAUUGACGGGUAUCGAGCAAAUCUUGUGACUGCGCACGUUCGUAUCGGACGAAGCAAGUAUUUGCCAUAUGAAAGAGUGGCCUUAAGUUUGAACUCAACGGAUAUUGUUAUGAAUUUUUUAGACAAAUAUAAAUAUUCAAGAAUAUACGUGGCAACGGAUCACGCAGACGUUCGGAAAGCUGCCAUUGCUAAAUUGGGAAAAAGAUAUAUCGGAAGUUAUGCCCCCUUUUUGAAUCCUGAUAAUACUGCCAGGGGUACCAAACUAGCUUGUUGGGCAUUUCAAAUGACUAUUGUAGAUCAACUUAUGAUGUUAAAUGCCGAUGUGUUGGUAAUCAGCCCAAGUGGACUGAGUGCUUUUGCGGCCUAUCUUAAACUUAAUAGAGGUGAACUAUUUCUUUUCAACGGCACAGUAGUGAGCCCUUAUAAGCCAUAAAAAUUCCUUUCAUCUAUUCAUUCGGAAUUAUCAGACAAUUUUUGGAAUUUGGAAUUGAAUGAAAGUUGAAAGUUGCUCAUGUUGAACUUACUACAUAAUUUGCAUCUGGUCGUCGAAUGUCAAAUUCUACUACUAUUCAAUUGGUCGCAGUUACAAAUGAUUUGAUUUAGUUGGCAGUGGCGGAUCUUUGAUAUGCUUGAGUGUUACCCAUAUUCCACUUAAGCAUAAUUUGGUUUUUGGUCGAGGGGUAUGAAUCUGCAACUAUCCAAUUAUUCACAGUUACAAGUCAAUUUGUCGAUAUCUGCUUUUGAUCAUGUGUGACGGAUCAAUAAGAUGCUUCAAAUCGUGAAGCGUCUCGAUCUCUUUUCAUCUACCCUGUACUUGUUAUCUGUAUUUAUGUCCUACAUUUAAUGUAUUUAUGUGUUAAUAUACUGUUGACUGUUAUUUAUUAUAAUAUACCCAGGAUCCACGUGUAUG
This is a messenger RNA of Lottia gigantea (owl limpet), 1734 nucleotides long. RefSeq lists its product as hypothetical. The record is from RefSeq and is a predicted model, not a curated record. The coding region runs from base 1 to 1257 and encodes 418 amino acids. NCBI's taxonomy places the organism in Eukaryota, Metazoa, Mollusca, Gastropoda, Lottiidae. The transcript is spliced from 2 exons.